AUGUCUUCAUUCUGGGAUAACAACAAAGACUCGUUCAAGUCUGCGGGGAUAGCCACCAUAAAGGGUAUAGGCAAAGGCGGAAAGGCGAUUGGAAAUGCUGGUGUCAGUGCCUACAAGGGCAGAAAUGGUUCCAGCACAAGCACUGCCUCCGAAGGUCCUACCAACUCGUUUGACACAGGAACUGGGCCAGUAUUGCAAAAGAUAGACCAUUCACAGCUCAAGUCUCUUCCAGCUCCUCCACGGAGAAACGUGGGUGCUGAUGGCUCGCCUGUUCCUGGUGUGCCACCACAGUCCCAACCGCAACCUCAACCACAGGCCCAGUACCAGCCACCGCAAGCACCCGCACAACCAGCACCUGCUCAGCCUCAAUUGGGUUACCAAACAGGCCACCAGCCCAGUACUGGUGCUGACGUUCCUCCUCCAGCAUAUCAGCAACAAAACCAGACCCAACAGUCUCAGGUGCCAACUCCACAGUAUCAGAAUCCCUCACAGCCAGCACCUCUACCCGGCAGACCCGUUCCAGCACCACCACCACGUCAGUCUCCAGCUCCUAGCUUGUCUUCGCGCCCUUCGGAGUCCGUGCUUGGUGCUGCUCCAGCACAGCCUGCACAGCCACCAGUCGCUCCCCCAGCCAUAAGCUACGAAAACCCAUACCACCAACCACCGGCUCCAGCACCACAAUUGCAACCGCAAUAUCCUCCCGAAGCUUUGGAACAGCCUCAACCUACUCAGCCAGCACCCUUCAGAAGAGCACCAGCACCUCUUCCUCCACAAUCUCCACUAGCCUCACCCGAACCUGUUGCGUCGCCUGCAGAAGAGCCCGAGAAGCCAAAAAAACCGUUGCCAGACCCUAAAUCGUUCCCUCCUCCCGUUUUACAUAAAGACAGAGCUAAACUUGCAAACAGCUCGACUGGAGAAAGCGAAAAAUCCAUCAGUGCCAGUAACACUGGUUCUAGUGCUGCAACCACGGGAGAACCCAUUGAAAAGCCCAACCCCAAAAAGGCAUACUCAUUGGAAAUUGAUAGAUCGUUUGCCCCGCCACCAAAACCAUUCCGUGGACCAGGAGAAGAGGUGCCACCCCCAAAGAAAGCUCACCAGCCUGCUCCUUAUUCUCCUCAAGCAGCAAGAUCUACACCCCCUCCUCCAUCUCGUGGAUCUGGUGCACCACCAUUGCCUAGCAGAGGGACUUCACAGAACAGCUUACCUCCAGUACAGGCAAAACCCUUACCAAUUCUGACUGAUUUCCCGCCACCUCCAAAACCAUUCAGACUGGUAGCAGAAUCCCCAAAAAAUGCACCUAGUCCAAAGGCCACCACUGCACCGGAACCUCCAGCACCAGUUCGUGUUGAAAAUGCUUCUGAGUUAGCGAAAAAGAAGGGACCUCCACCAAAACCAGCAAAGAAAUCCUCCUUGGUUGUAGAAAAUUCAAGUCAGUCACCACCUCCCCCAUACACUGAAGAAGAGACCAAGAAGCCCGUGAAUAGUAUUCCAAAUUUUGCUGAGGAAAUUGCUCUUAGAAAGAGAAAUAGUUCCACUACUUCUGUGAAAAAACAAUUGAAUGAAGAGCCACUAACCGAAGAAGCUCCCCCUCCUAAACCAGCACGCCCUCUGUCUGGUUUAUCAGAGUUACCACCCCCCAAGACAACACGUCACCUGUCUAGUUCAUCAGAGGUACCUCCCCCAAAACCAGCACGCCCACAACCAGCAGUAGAGGAAUCUCCUCCACCAAUGCCGCAUAGACCAAGCUCCAGAACAGAAUCAACUACUUCAGGCAAGCCUGUAAAACCGGAGAAGCCAAAUAAGCCAGAAAAGCCUGCUAAACCAGAAAAGCCGGGCAAACCUGGAAAGCUUGACAAGCCUGGAGCUAAAUUAAGUUCGGAAAAGCCUACCAUCAACUCACAAGACGAAUUUAUUAAUGAGUUACACAACAAUUUGAAGAAGACAGUACCCUCAUCGAGCGAGGUUGCGAAGGAAGCAGUGGUAGAGAAAAAGGCACCACCAAAGCCCAAACCACUUGCGAAGCCUAAGCCAGAAAUACCUACGAAGGCACCAGCUAUUCCACCCCCAAGAGUGGCCAGCAGAAAUUCUGGAACACCUCCUCCACCACCUACCCCAAGAAUUAAAUCUCCUCCAUCAGGAGUAGCAACUCCCCCACCGCCGCCCCCUGCUAGAAAUUAUAAGCGUGCCGCUGCUCCAGAGCCUGUUAAUUUAAAUCCUCCGGAUUUAGACUUAGAGCUUUCAACUGGGUGGUUUGCCAACUUUGCGAAAGCAGGCAUUUUGCCUCAAUCGUUACAGGGCCUCAACAUGAAAUAUUCGUACCAAUCGUCUAGUAUGGGCUCCAUCACAAGACAUCAGUCGAAUUUUAGUUUCCGUUUGAAAGAUUUGGCAAUUAUUGUCUACAAUUUUACUUGGACAAACGACAACUACGCAAAUGUUCAAGUUGAGAUUCUGAGGUAUGUUCCUUCACCAAUAGUGGCCAACAUUCCAAGCAAAUCUGAGCUUGUUGGUUACCACCAGAAGUUUGGAGAGUAUGUAGCUUCCUGGUGUGAGCACAAGCAAGGACAGAAGGUGGGAACUGGAGAAUGUUGGGAUUUGGCACGAGAUGCACUUCUCAAGGGGUGUGGAAAGCAUGCAUUUGUAUCUACGGGCACCCACCAUGGAUUCCCUAUUUUGUCAGUGAGUGGGUCAGCCAAUGGGGUGGUAUUCAACCAAGACCAAUUGGAUGAUAUCCGGAGAGGUGAUGUCCUUCAGUUUGAAAGGUGCUCCUUUUACAAUGCUGCCACUGGAGCCUCGCUGACUGCGGGAGACCCAGAUCAUACCUCAGUUGUUAUACAAAAUGAUGGUACAAAGAUAACUGUAUUGGAGCAGAAUGUGGGAGGUGUCAAGAUAGUUGUUAAGGGCCAAGUAAUUCUCAAAGACUUAAAGGCAGGAAAGUUAACUGUGUAUAGACCCGUACCCAUAGAGUGGGCUGGUGAACUCUAG
This is a messenger RNA of Suhomyces tanzawaensis NRRL Y-17324, 2982 nucleotides long. It is a transcript of the gene MUC1, whose product is annotated as Muc1p. The coding region runs from base 1 to 2982 and encodes 993 amino acids. The transcript has a single exon. NCBI's taxonomy places the organism in Eukaryota, Fungi, Ascomycota, Pichiomycetes, Serinales, Debaryomycetaceae. The record is from RefSeq and is a predicted model, not a curated record.